Messenger RNA from Capsaspora owczarzaki ATCC 30864, 836 nucleotides. RefSeq names its product phosphoribosylglycinamide formyltransferase. Gene Ontology annotation, molecular function: phosphoribosylglycinamide formyltransferase activity. Bases 38 to 634 code for a protein of 198 amino acids. NCBI's taxonomy places the organism in Eukaryota, Filasterea, Ministeriida, Capsasporidae. The record is from RefSeq and is a predicted model, not a curated record. Gene Ontology annotation, cellular component: cytoplasm. The transcript has 4 exons. Gene Ontology annotation, biological process: 'de novo' IMP biosynthetic process.
CACAAUCUCAUUUUGAUUCACACAAGCAACAGUCGAGAUGGCGUUUCGAGUGGUCGUUCUCAUUUCGGGCAACGGGUCCAACCUCCAAGCAAUCAUUGACGCGCACGCCGCCGGCACUCUGCCCGUUGAGCUUGUGACUGUGAUGUCGAAUCGCAAGGAUGCGUAUGGCUUGACGCGCGCGACGAAUGCCGGAAUUCCCACCAGCUAUUUCCCAUUGAAACCAUUCAAGGACGCAGGCAAGACCCGCGAAGAAUACGACGCCGCACUGGUGGCUGAAAUCCAAAAGCUAAACCCGGACUUGAUUGUGCUCGCGGGCUGGAUGCAUAUUCUCUCCAAGGGGUUUGUGGAUCCGUUCGAAGGCAAAAUCAUCAACUUGCACCCAGCCCUGCCUGGCCAAUUCGACGGCGCCAAUGCCAUCGAGCGCGCGUAUGAGGCCUUCAAGAAGGGGGAAAUCACAUCGACCGGCGUGAUGGUUCACAAGGUGACGGCUGUUGUCGAUCACGGUGAAGUGAUUUGCCAAAAGGCUGUCCCCAUUCUCCCCGCAGACACCUUGGCGGAUCUUCAAGAGCGCAUGCAUUCGACAGAGCACGAGCUGAUUGUUGAAGGUGUUCGCAAGCUUGCCACCAAGCCAUAGUCGGAGUUGUGGGUUCUUUUUGUCGGAACAAACAACCAAACCAUCCAUGAACAAGCGGGCUGGUGUAGAAAUGCAAAUACAAAACAAGAAAAUAUCCCUUGAAAGACGCGUCACGGAACCAUGCUGGACUGAACGAGGCUGGGUCUGAGAAGGAAUUUUUGUUUGUACAAGCCAUUGAAUCAAAAACGAGGGAAAAAACGAA